This is a messenger RNA of Phaedon cochleariae (mustard beetle), 3815 nucleotides long. The record is from the annotation of a GenBank genome assembly. NCBI's taxonomy places the organism in Eukaryota, Metazoa, Arthropoda, Insecta, Coleoptera, Chrysomelidae.
GUCAAAACGACUCAAAGUGUCAAAAACAUAUGGUUUUGUUAUUAACUUUUGAAAAAUGGUUAUCUCCAUAAAUAUAUCAGAAACUCUCAUUAAGAGAAUCACUAGAACCAAGGAAGACUGUUCUGGAAAAUUAUUUGGAACUUCUGAUACAAAUGUUAUCUCCCUUCUAGCAUUGCAGUCUGAUAUUCCAGAUGCUGAAAGCUUGGAGUACUCAUUCCCAACACAACUUGAAUUUUGUGGAGUUUUCCAAUGUGAAUCUGAAGGGAUUGGACAUCAGAAGUUAAUAGACAAACAUAAUGAGUUUAAUGAAAAAUCUGCAGUUCUCAUAUACAGUAAAGUGGGCUCAGAAGACCUUACUGUUAACUUGAUUGAAAAUGGCAAGCUCUCACAGGUCAAGUAUUCUAUUUUAACUGAAGAAGAAAUUAAUGCCUUGUUCUUGUAUAUUAGAGUGACAGGACACAUUAAUUUACAAUGUGAACUCUCUACUAAUGCACUGAAUGCUAGUUUCCACAACAUAGAGAAAACCAUUUCUUCUGGUGCUAUGGUUUUCAACAUUGCAAAAACAAAUAUCUUUCUUCUGGAUAGUGAAUCUGAAAAUAGUGUUGUUGGAGCAAAUGCUGACAUGGGGGUAAAUGAAAUAUGUGAUGAUUCAAAUAUUUUCAAUGAAGAAGCUAAUAGAAAGAAGAAAAUCCAGGUUUCUAGACCAAGAAUUGUCAAUAUUGAUAUGUUGAGACAAGUAUCCAAAUUUCAGAAAGAUCAUGCACCACUCUGCAUUUUAGAUAAAAAUACAAUUACAGCAGUGAAUACAACAAUUAAAUGUGAUUCCAUAUUGAUGAUCAAUAGAAAUACAAAAGUAGGUGAGCUUUAUCCCAAAUUAUUGAACAGUGUUAGGAGAUCUGUUAAAUUGAAUGAAGCACAUGUAUUGAAUACAUUGAGUGAACAUGCAGUUAAAAGUGUAGCUGCACAAACAUAUCAUUUUUAUCCCAGAGAAUGUGGCCAUUUCUUGACUUUAAUAUAUCCUAGAAAUGCAUCUGAUGUAUCUCUGAAGUCUAAGCGUCAAAUUCUUCACAAGCAACUGUUGAUAGAGACUUCAGCACCUAUGUUUAGAAGAGCAAAUCAGUAUGUUUUCAAAUAUAAUUCAGAUGGUAAACAGCCUUUGAUAAAUCCACAUGAGGGUUUGAAAUCAACAGACAAUGGAAAAUACGAAUACUACCACUACUGCCAGAACAAAAUGGACGACAACGGUUGGGGCUGCGCUUAUCGCUCCCUCCAAACGCUAGCCUCCUGGUUCAAAUUACAGGGGUACGUCGAUAGAGAAGUGCCCACCUUCUCGGAGAUACAAAAGUGCCUGGUCGACAUCAAGGACAAACCAGCCUCUUUCGCCGGUUCGCGGCAGUGGAUAGGCUCCACAGAGGUCAAUUUCGUCCUCAACACUUUGCUGGGGGUGGAGAAUAAGAUCUUGUACGUCAGUUCGGGUGCCGAUAUGGCGUCCAAGGGCCCCGAGUUGGUCAGUCAUUUCCAUAAUCAUGGUUCGCCAGUUAUGAUAGGUGGUGGGGUACUUGCUCAUACAAUUUUGGGUGUGGAUUACAACCAACAGACCGGUAACAUGAGAUUCCUCAUUUUGGAUCCACAUUAUACAGGAGGCGAAGACCUUCACGUAAUUCAAAGCAAAGGUUGGUGUGGUUGGAAGACAGUCGAUUUUUGGAGCAAAACGUCUUAUUAUAAUAUGUGCUUGCCACAAGUGCCUAGGGAAGUUUAGCAAUAUUUAAAACAUUCUUUAUUAUUACUGAUAAUGGGGGAAACCACUGAUUUUUCGAAACGACAUCAUCUUGAUCCCUAUACAAAAAAAACUACCAGUAAACAUAAUUUUAAAUGUUUUCAUUCAUACUGGGAGGAUAAAAGAAUAAAUAGGUUCUUUCGUCUGCUUUUCAGUGUCGUGUAAAAUGUACCUACUACACUAUUAAUCAGCUGAUAUUUCGUGCAGCUACACCGACGAAUUUCAAACGAAUGAAGAAAAUUUGAUUAAAGAGGAAAAGUGCGAAAGUGAACAGAGUUAAUUUUGAAAUGUGGUAUUUGAUUCAACUGAUUUCCCAGUACAGGUGUAAUAUCUGAUAAAAAUAUAAUCACAUAUGUAUUUCGAGUCAUUUAUCGCGAUUUUAUUGAUUACAUAAUUCGAGUGUAAUUCACACCUGCACAAGACCAGGUGGAGAUAAACUACACUGGUGUGAAAUGCACUUUUCAAAAGAAUGCUCAAAUAAGGUGUAAACCACACGAAGUGUACGAAUGUGCUGCACUUUUCGUACAAAAGAAAGGGCCUAUUUACAAUUCUUUUCGAAACACACACUUUCUGUGCCAUUUGAAAUGGUGUCAAUUUAUUGGUAAGACAGGUGUGACGUAUUACAACACGCAUAUUUUCCGUGAUCACACUGCAUCACUGCAGUUUUUUCUAAUCACUUGGCAAGGUAUUAGAGAGAGAUAGCUACAAUUAAGGCUCCACCUUCAUAUAUGGCAUUUUGAAACAUUGAAUGAAAUAUGCCUUCAACUUUAACUUAUAAUAUUGAUUGUACAGGGUGUGGCAAAUUGGACAAUUUUAAAGAGAAAGUCCUAUUCUCGAAUCAGAUGAGAGAAAACUGAUGUCGCUGAGGGUCGAUUCUCACGAAAAACUCAAUGGUGAAAUCCACAUAUCGAUAUCUGUCCUCGUUUCGGACUUACAAGGUGUUUUUCGAAAAUGGGCAUAUUUGAAUUGAAGUGGUCACAGAUAUUUUUUUUGCAAAAAUUGUCUGUUCCAAUGAGAAUAACUGCGAAGCUUUCCUAUAUCUAGUUCAGGAAUAUAACUUGUUCUUCUUGGAAGAAAAGUUCUAUUUUGCAACUAGGUAUACGGUGACUGAUUUCAGUGCCUGAGGAUCCAUUUUCAUGACAAACACAAUGCUUUAGAAAUGUUUCCAUGAAAACGAGGAAUAUUUGCCAAAAAAAAUAAUUUUUCUUAAAUUCACAUUUUCAAAAAACUCUGAAAUAAAGAUAGAUAUCGAUAUGCGGUUUUUACCUUCCGAGUUUGUCAUGUGAAUUGACCAACAGGCACUAAUACAUACGUAGUUAUAUUGAGUUCAAAUAAUUGUAAAUUAUUCUUUUAUGACAAUCUAAUCAAUUCGUCACAUGACAUUUCAUAACAUGCAUAAUAUACUCAGUGUAUUUCAACCUGAAACCUAACAUUUCCCCCCUAAAAAAAAUAAAAUAACAAAUUCAAGCAUUUCGGAACGGUUCGUAUUCUAGUUGAUCUUCUAACAGGUGACUUCCGAGCCAUAGCAGAACUGGAUUCAGAAGUAGGUACUUCCUUCUAGGUCUGUCUGCUUAUCUUCACCGGGAGAACAAUUUGGUGACAUCGACCAUCCUCGUCGCCACCAAUACAUACGUAGUUAUAUUGAAUUCAAAUAAUUGUAAAUUAUUCUUUUAUGACAAUCUAAUCAAUUGGUAACAUGACAUUUCAUGACAUGCAUAUACUCAGUGUAUUUCAACCUGGAACCUAACAGGCACCGACAUCAGUUUUUUUCUUUCUUGUAAGGGAACAGGACUUUCCCUUGAAAAGUGCCCAAUUUAGUCCACACUAUACAUUAGUACAUUGAAUAAUGUAAAUCAUGAUUCAUCGAUUGAAAGAGUUUUGGACGUAUUUCAUUCCUCAGUGGUCUUCCCCAUUCUUGCGAGAUAUCGGGAAACCUUGAAUUAUGAAUUAUGCGAUAUUUUUUAUAUUACAGCUGUUCUCUUUUUAUCCUUAUGAUUCAUUUAAGGCGAAUCAAAAAAUAUAUAUAUAUACUAGUUUC